AAAGAAGUGAAGAUGCCACCUGUGGCACCAGUUUGAUUGCAGAAUAAUUUCCUCGACCCGGCCGGGCUGAUCUACUGCCCACAUCUCUUGAGUGAAUUCCUCACAUCGAUGGCUUCCAAGAAGAAGUGGGGAGAGCGGAGGGAGUUGAGGAGGGAGCGGCAGUUCUCCACCCGGGACGAUGCGUCCGUGGCGUCCGGGACAUCCGGGCCGGGCCGCCCCACCGCCAGGGGGCGCUUUUCAGAGUCGUGGAAGAGGCUGAGCUCCAGAGGGGGGUCCACCAAGAGGGGGGGGCUCAACUCUCAGCAGCCACCGGCACAGAAAUCGUGGAUAGAAAGGGCAUUCAGCAAGAGAGAAUGUGUUCAUAUCAUAGUGAGCGCCAAAGACCCCCAUAGGUGCUGUUGUGGUCGUCUGAUAGGUCAGCAUGUGGGCCUGCCGCCGGGAAUCUCAUCCAGCCAGAAUGAUAAGGCAGAGCGUCUGGCCAAGAAUGACAGUCUGUCGGAGAAGUGGUCAAUCAGCAAGCACACGCAGCUCAGUCCCACCGAUGCCUUCGGCACCAUUGAGUUCCAGGGAGGAGGACACUCCAACAAAGCCAUGUACGUGCGAGUGUCUUAUGACACCAAGCCCGACCUGCUGCUCCACCUGAUGACCAAGGAGUGGCAGCUGGAUCUGCCCAAGCUGCUCAUCUCUGUCCACGGGGGCCUGCAGAACUUUGAACUACAGCCCAAACUCAAGCAGGUCUUUGGCAAAGGGCUCAUCAAGGCUGCCAUGACAACAGGAGCCUGGAUAUUCACUGGAGGGGUGAACACAGGGGUGAUUCGCCAUGUGGGUGAUGCACUGAAGGACCACGCUUCCAAGUCCAGGGGAAAGAUAUGCACCAUUGGCAUCGCUCCGUGGGGCAUCGUAGAAAAUCAAGAGGAUCUUGUCGGUAAAGAUGUGGUGCGUCCAUACCAGACCAUGUCCAACCCUCUGAGCAAGCUGACGGUUCUCAACAGUCUCCAUUCCCACUUCAUCCUGGCAGACAACGGCACCACGGGCAAGUACGGUGCUGAGGUCAAACUGCGACGCCACCUGGAGAAGCACAUCUCGCUACAGAAGAUCAACACUCGCAUCGGCCAGGGCGUGCCGGUGGUGGCCCUGAUUGUAGAAGGGGGACCUAAUGUGAUCUCCAUAGUGCUGGAGUACCUCAGGGACACUCCUCCGGUCCCUGUGGUGGUGUGCGACGGCAGCGGCAGAGCCUCGGACAUCUUGGCCUUUGGACACAAAUACUCCGAGGAGGGAGGCAUAAUCAAUGAGUCUCUGAGAGACCAGCUGCUGGUGACCAUCCAGAAGACGUUCACCUACAGCCGCACGCAGGCCCAGCACUUGUUCAUCAUUCUCAUGGAGUGCAUGAAGAAGAAGGAACUGAUAACAGUUUUCCGGAUGGGUUCGGAGGGUCAUCAAGACAUUGACCUUGCCAUCCUCACUGCAUUGCUCAAAGGUGCCAACGCUUCAGCGCCGGACCAGUUGAGUUUGGCUCUGGCGUGGAACAGAGUGGACAUUGCACGCAGUCAGAUUUUCAUCUAUGGACAGCAGUGGCCUGUUGGUUCCUUGGAACAGGCGAUGCUUGAUGCCUUAGUUCUGGACAGAGUGGAUUUUGUCAAGCUGCUGAUUGAAAACGGAGUCAGUAUGCACCGUUUCCUCACGCUUUCCAGACUGGAGGAGCUCUACAACACGCGACACGGUCCAUCAAACACACUGUACCACCUUGUCAGAGACGUCAAAAAGCGAGAAUAUCCAGGGUUCAGUUGGAUCUACUUCAAGGGGAACCUGCCCCCGGACUACCGCAUCAGCCUCAUCGACAUCGGACUGGUCAUUGAAUACCUCAUGGGCGGGGCCUAUCGGUGUAACUACACCAGGAAGAGAUUCAGGACUUUGUAUCAUAACCUUUUUGGACCCAAAAGGGACGACAUGCCGAUCCGCAGAGGCCGACAGAAGACAACACGCAAACGAGAGGAAGAGGUGGACAUCGACCUGGACGACCCAGAAAUCAACCACUUCCCCUUCCCCUUCCACGAGCUGAUGGUGUGGGCCGUGCUCAUGAAACGUCAGAAGAUGGCGCUGUUCUUUUGGCAGCACGGCGAGGAGGCGAUGGCCAAAGCCUUGGUGGCGUGUAAGCUUUGCAAGGCCAUGGCGCACGAGGCGUCCGAGAACGACAUGGUGGACGACAUCUCUCAAGAGCUGAACCACAACUCCAGAGAGUUUGGCCAGCUGGCUGUGGAGCUCUUAGACCAAUCCUACAAACAGGAUGAGCAGAUGGCCAUGAAGCUGCUGACAUAUGAGCUGAAGAACUGGAGCAACGCCACCUGCCUGCAGCUGGCGGUAGCGGCGAAACAUCGAGAUUUCAUCGCACACACCUGCAGUCAGAUGCUGCUCACCGACAUGUGGAUGGGACGCCUGCGCAUGCGCAAGAACUCAGGCCUGAAGGUAAUCUUGGGGCUCCUUCUACCACCAUCCAUCCUGAGUCUGGAGUUCAAGAACAAGGACGAGAUGUCCUACAUGCCUCAGGACCAGGAGGCCUACCUGCAGGAGAAGGAGGAGGAGGAACCUGAGAAGCCAGUCAAGGAGAAGGAAGAGGAGGACAUGGAGUUCACAGUAAGGUCUUACUGUGAGACGCAGUACAACUCCGUGGCGAUGCUGGGUAAGGUAACCACAGAGACAUCCAGAAAGAAGGAUGUUGAGGAGGUUCAGAACCGCCACCGCCUUAUCCCCAUGGGACGCAAGAUAUACGAGUUCUACAACGCUCCGAUUGUCAAGUUCUGGUUCCAUACGAUGGCCUAUGUGGGCUACCUCAUGCUGUUCAACUACAUUGUCCUGGUCAAGAUGGACCUGUGGCCAUCUCCUCAGGAGUGGGUAGUCAUUGCUUACAUCUUCACCAACGGCAUUGAGAAGAUGAGAGAGAUCCUGAUGUCAGAACCUGGGAAGUUGUUACAGAAGGUUAAAGUGUGGCUUCAGGAGUACUGGAACAUCACGGACCUCAUGGCCAUUCUCAUAUUCUCUGUUGGCAUGGUUCUGCGUCUCCAGGAGCCGCCGCUCAUGAGCUACGGGCGGGUCAUCUACUGUGUCAAUAUCAUCUAUUGGUACAUCCGGCUGCUUGACAUCUUUGGAGUCAACAAGUACCUGGGUCCCUAUGUGAUGAUGAUUGGAAAGAUGAUGAUCGACAUGAUGUACUUUGUCAUCAUCAUGUUGGUGGUGCUGAUGAGUUUUGGGGUGGCCCGUCAGGCCAUCCUCAACCCCAAUGAAGACCCCUCAUGGAUGCUCGCCAGAAACAUCUUCUUCAUGCCUUACUGGAUGAUCUACGGAGAGGUGUUUGCCGACCAGAUUGACCAUAUGCAUAGUAGGAAGUUACAGCACAGGCUGAAUGAAAAACUCUGGCUGGUCGAAAAUUACUUUCGAACUCACGGAACCUGGCGUAGUAAUGGUCCAUUCCACAUUGCCCAGUGCAGUCCAAAUCCCACCCCCUGUGGGCAGAACAUCACGGAGGAUGGGGUGGUGGUGACUCUGCCCCCCUGUAAGACCGGCGCUUGGAUUGUCCCAGCGAUCAUGGCCUGUUAUCUGCUGGUGGCCAACAUACUGCUGGUCAACCUCCUCAUUGCUGUGUUCAACAACACCUUCUUCGAGGUGAAGUCCAUCUCCAACCAGGUGUGGAAGUUCCAGCGUUACCAGCUCAUUAUGACCUUUCACGAGCGCCCGGUCCUUCCUCCUCCCCUCAUCAUCUUCAGUCACAUCACCAUGGUCCUCAAGCAUCUGUGCUGUCGCUGGCGCAAGCACGAUGACGACGAGAGGGACUAUGGACUGAAGCUUUUCAUCACAGAGGAUGAACUGAAGAAAGUCCAUGAUUUUGAGGAGCAGUGUAUAGAAGAGUACUUCAGAGAGAAGGAUGACAGAUUCCACUCUUCCAAUGAUGAAAGAAUCCGAGUCACUUCUGAAAGGGUGGAGAACAUGGCGAUGCGUUUGGAGGAGGUCAAUGAGCGAGAACACUUCAUGAAGGCGUCUUUGCAGACUGUUGAUAUUCGUCUCGCACAAAUGGAGGAGCUGAUUGGGCGGAUCGCGGUGGCCCUGGAGCGCGUGACCGGCGUGGAGCGCGGUGAGGUCAACAAAGUGCGUUCCCGGACUUCGUCUGACUGCACCGACUCUGCGUACAUCCUCCGCCACGCUGAGUGCCCAGAUGCAGCAUACAUCCUCCGCCAAAGCAGCUUUAACAGCACAGAGGGGAACGCUUACCGCCUCCAGGAGGCACUGGAGGGAACGGCGGAGGGCUCCAUGUCUCCCCCGUCUCCCACGAGCAUGGCUGCACGGACCAGGAGUCACUCGUUCUAUGUAGGAGGAGGUCGCGGCGGCGAGCGGGGGAGUAGAGCCGAGCGGGCUGAAAGCUUCUUCAAGGAACGCUCCAUCAGUCUCCACCGAGCCAACAGUUCUCAGUCUGUGUCCUCAUCCGCCGCCCCCAAGGAGUCUAAGCCCCUCCCACUGGCCACGCUGUCGGUCUCCCAGCAGCACCGUCCGUCGUCGUGCAUUGAUAUCUACGUCUCGACUUCUGAGGAGGUGGGACCCGCAGAGGUCUUUCUGGACCCUCUGCGGGUGAUCCCACCGCUCCAGAGAGACUGCUCGCUCCAGUCGGAUAUCAUGGAGACGGUGCUGCCCGGAGGCCGCGACUUCAGCAGCGCCGCCACCACCGGUCUGGGCGACAGACACUCGGAGGGCGGCGCGGGCAGCAGCGGGACGGCUGGAGCCAUGUUUGACGACAGCGCGGCCGCCGAUCUGUCCCUGUGCUCAGCACAUCUCUUGCCAGACACCACCUUACCUCUCUGGGAUAUGGAACCAUCCCCACCUCCCUCCGCAGGGCCGCUCGAACGCUCCAAGAGCAGCCGCUACCUCUCUACAGCGGGCACGUCUUUCCUGGAUGAGCCUAAUCUGGUCAAGUCCCACAGCCUCAUGUUCACGCCCAGGGGCUGCUAUGGGGGAAUCGGGGCAGGGGUCCAGGUAAAGGCUGCAGAAUACACCAGCAUCACCGACUGCAUCGAUACGCGCUGUGUCUCCACCCCGUACACCCCUGUGGAACGCUCGCACUCGCCGGGGGCGUCCACCUCCUUCCCGUUCGAUAAGCCGUCAGACAUUGGCUCUUCUCACCCAGAACGAGAGGCAGAGCUUAGCCACACAGAGUCUGAUCCAGAGGACCCUGAGGACCUGAUUCCAGCCCCUGAUACCCCUCGCUUAGGGGGCCUCGGCGGGCCCAGUGGGGCCCCUCUCUGCUCCCCCUUCUCCAGGCUGGAGCGGGCAAAUAGCUGCUCUUCAGACGACUCCCAUCCUUCCCUCACACUGGCCCCUCCGCACCGGAAGAGCCUGUCGGUGAGUGAGAGGAUGGAGAGGGGACCGGGUCUGGGGGCAGAUAGGGGGCCUGGGCCCGGGCCUGGGGGGCGGGGCCUGGUAGGAACCAGAAACCCCUUCCUCAGGAGCAAGUCUGGAGCCAGGCCUGACACAGCCAAGACUGACAGCCUGUCCAUGAGGAAGCUGGCCACUCCGUCAGCCUUUCGCAGUUUCGACAGACAAAACUACACGUGACAAGGACACGCCGGUGCACUCGCACACUGCUAGGACGAGGGACGAAAACAGGAAGGGCCAAGGGUAAAUGUGAAAGCAGGGUGAGGUUGCCCCUAGAUACUGAUUCUCACCAGAUCUGCAGUUUUAUUUUAUUUGAAUUAGUUGAAAUAAGAAGCAUUUAAUGACGGGCAGUGUUGAAGGGCAUCUUUACCCUGUCUCUUACAUCAAUGUGGAACAACACGGAAGGCCAAGGGGUCCUACUGUACACCAAUCAAAACAAAGAGCUAUGAAUCUAGACUAGUUUUUACCUCUUGUAGCUAAGUAACUCUCAGUGGGGUGUUAUGGCAAUGGAAGGUGUAUUUGUACUGUAUGUCUUCCACCCACCACCUUUUACAUCCAGUAGGCAUCUGUCACUGUGUUUCAUCACAUAUCAGUCAUGCUAGUCAGACAAAGUGUACCGUUACUCCUAGCUGCAUUCAAUGGUAGACUAUGUCCAGUCCGAGAGACGGAGGGAGAAGAGAGAGAGACGGCCACCUCAUUUUGUCAUUUUGUUUUAGCAUUUGUCAUUUCUACUUCUUCUUCAGAACAUGUGCUUCAAAGGCAUUUUUCCUCUCUUCAUAUAAUCCCAAAUUUUACUUGUCAGAUCUCAGCACUACAGCGGACAGGAAGAAGCCCAUUCUUCUGUCAGCUUAAUGGAGGCAGCGGCGAGUGUUUGGGCU
This is a messenger RNA of Salarias fasciatus (jewelled blenny), 6293 nucleotides long. RefSeq names its product transient receptor potential cation channel, subfamily M, member 3 (gene trpm3). Gene Ontology annotation, cellular component: plasma membrane. NCBI's taxonomy places the organism in Eukaryota, Metazoa, Chordata, Actinopteri, Blenniiformes, Blenniidae. The record is from RefSeq and is a predicted model, not a curated record. The coding region runs from base 109 to 5595 and encodes 1828 amino acids. Gene Ontology annotation, molecular function: monoatomic cation channel activity. Gene Ontology annotation, biological process: metal ion transport; monoatomic cation transmembrane transport; protein tetramerization. The transcript has 26 exons.